Haplochromis burtoni (Burton's mouthbrooder) is the source of this 4465-nucleotide messenger RNA. RefSeq names its product arrestin domain-containing protein 3-like. Bases 698 to 1900 code for a protein of 400 amino acids. The record is from RefSeq and is a predicted model, not a curated record. The transcript is spliced from 6 exons. Lineage: Eukaryota; Metazoa; Chordata; Actinopteri; Cichliformes; Cichlidae. Gene Ontology annotation, cellular component: plasma membrane; cytoplasm. Gene Ontology annotation, biological process: protein transport.
CCGCAUAAUCACGGGCGAGCCAAAAUCAGUCCACGUCUCAGAAUUCAGCGCAAUUCGGCACAAAGGACACGAUAGUUUCGUUUCAACACCCAGAUGGGACGAAUCUGAAUCAUUGCUGACGAAACAAAACAAACUCUCUCUGCUGAAUGGGACGGAAUAUCUCCGAAUAAUUAUACCGAUACCCAAUGCUCGCAUCCUACACACUGGGCAAAUGCUUUUGCCCAGUCUGACUCUGACGAGUGAUUUUGGUGAUGCAAAAGUUUAUAAGAGCAUCCUUCAAUUUUCUUAGCCCGGGGUUGGAGCCUAUCGCUGUUGUCACGGGGUGAAAUUUGCGAUACUCUAUACAGUUUUUGAUUGAUCGCUAGUCCAUUACAGAUGGACUAGCGAUCAAUUACCAGUACAUCAUAAGCAUAUUUUAAUAGGUUUCGGGGUUUUACUGGAAUAUACUUUAAAAACCUGCCAAUUUGCUGUGAAUGUGAUCUUCUUCUUGUGAACAUCGUUUGUGGCCUGGUAGUUUUUUUCACAUCACCCUAAACUGCGUAAAUAUAUGACGUUUCUCUUUAUAUGAUAUUUAGAUGUUGUGAUAUUGGGUAGAAUCAUAAAUUACGAUCUCACUCUUUAGGCGGAGCUUCCCGUCAUAUCUUGCUUCAGUUUAUCAGUUCCUAGAAAAACGCUCUGCAUUUCACUCGGCUCUGAAAUGUCUCCGAUAAAGAACUUAAAUGUGACUUUUGAAACAAUCAGUGACAACAGAAGUUAUUCUGAAGGCGAUACUAUAGUGGGUACAGUCAGUUUCAGACUGACAAAAGAAGUCAAAGUCAAGAGCGUUUAUGUAAAAGCCAAAGGGGACGCUAACGUAGAAUGGACAGAAGUAGGUGUACCUGUCGAGAGACUGCAAAGUGCGCGCAGGAGAUAUUUCAAAGUGAAGGAAUACUUGGUUGCAGAAAACGAUGAAGGGACUGUUCUUCCAAAAAGAGUGCACAUCUUUAAGUUCAGGCUCAAAAUCCCAGAGGGAAGGAUGCCUUCGUCCUUUAAGGGAAAACAUGGAAAUAUUGUCUACACCUUUGAAGCCAAGGUAUCUAGGAGAUGGCGACUGCCUUCGAAAGUGCUAAAAGAGAUCAACUUUGUGUCAAAGUCCUGUCCACACACUCCUCAAAUGAUGUGUCCACAGUCCAGUUCAGUGCGUAAAAAGAUGAGUGGUCUCUGCAAGGGACAGGUCCAGAUCUGUGCUACCAUUAACAGAGGAGUUUGUUCUCCAGGUGAAACCUUGUCUGUUGUCGCCAAAAUCUGCAACUCCUCUUCCAGGAACACAAGGCUCAAAUUCAAACUUCAGCAGGUAACGGUGUAUAGUUGCCAGGACAACACUAAUAGCAGCAAGGAAACGCUGUUCAAAAUGGUCGGAGACACUAUCCGUCCAAACUCAGAGCAAACUGCCUCCUGCCAGCUGAAAGUUCCCAGCGAUGCCAUUCCCACCCUCCAUAACUGUGAAAUCAUCUCAGUUGAAUAUUACAUAAAGGUGUAUCUGGACGUUAGUUUUGCCCUUGACCCAGAGGUGGUGUUCCCACUGGUCAUCCUUCCUUCUAAAUUUGCUCCAGCUCAGAGUUGUGAGGCUGUGGGGCCUGAGACAGUUGAGUCUCCAGCUUACAGCGAGUUCACAUCCUCUAAUUUCACCACUGGAUUGGAUCCUAUACUCACAGGGUCAGGUGUUUAUCAAUACCCCACCCCAGAUCCCACUCAGCAUGCAAAUAUAACAAGUGAUUAUAACCAGUGGCCACAAGGUGCUGCUUCACAGGGUUCAGUUCCAGCUUUCAUAGCACCAUCUGUGCAACAUCCAGGCCCUACUGCUCUCCAUGGAGAAGAACCUCCACUAUAUUUGUCCAUUUACCAGCAUCAGAAUGAAUGAAUGACUGUAGAAGCUGAACUGGAUUUAUUAAGCGAAUAAGCCAAAAAUAAACUGUAAGCAAUUUCUUUAGACACUUGGAUAAUUGUUCAGACAUUUUUUCGUACUGAGAAUGUUACCUUGAAAUGAACUGAAUAUACUUUUUGGGAUUCCUAACCUGGAUAAUUGAGCAUGUGUCAAGACAUUUUGUAAAUCCUACAUAUGAAUAUAUUCCUGGUCCCAGACUGUCUCAAGAUGUACCAUAAUGUUUCUGACUUUUUUGGGUAACAUGUAUCGGAAAAUGUGACAUAGAGCUGGGCUUUUAGGAGUUAUGGUGAACAACUCCAGUCCAAUUGACAUCCUCCACUGAUGUUGCUUUUUUAUUUUUUGUUUUUUCAAAGGCCAAAACAUGCAUUGCCUACUUUUUGUGCUAGUAUUGUGUUUGCGUCCCCCAUUGAAGAGAAAAAUAAAUAUAAGCUUAUUAAAGUUUGAUAAAACUGAAUAUUUUAACAUUUAAUUUAGCUCUUUAUUCAUUCAUGUUGAUUCAUUGGUUCAUAUGUGCAACAAACUUUUUUGUUCUUUUUACCAAAACAUGUUUUAUACCCAAGCUUAAAGAUCAUUAAGUAGGAAAUAAUUUUGAAUCAUAAGCCUGACAUUUAUCAGCUGAAAACAGGACAAAAAAUGUUUUGCUCCAGCUGUUUUUAUGUGCAAGGAGUAGGGAAUUUUAUCCCGAUAGCAUCCUAUGUGGUGAAUCUUUACAGAGAAAAACACCACAUAACCAUUCAGCCCCACAAACAUUCCUCAAAGACUUGUUGUCUUGCUAAAACAGAUUUACACCCCUUUAAACCUAAUUAGUAUUCCAUGGAGUCGUAGCACCUUGGUUGCAGGCAAUAACUCAUGUGUGCCACAGUGGCAAACAUUGCAUGUUUAUCAGUAAAGGUGGUAUCGGUUGCAAUGGUUUUCUAGUGGAAGGAGAGACUGUACUGUUAGCAUUUGUAAAAAGGUCUGCCAGUCAUGGGUGGAGAAUAGGGACAGCACUUGUAAGAGUGAUCUUGAAUAGUUUAAACUCCUCUGGACAGUUGUGAAGCAUUUCAUUGCAAACAAAGAAAUCUAAAUGAUACUUAAACAUUUCAUUCCUCCUUAAGAGGAUUAAAAAGUGUCACAUGGUCACUAUUUAUUGUAUUUAUUGCUCAUCUAUUGAUUAUUGUGAAUGCUUAGCUCCUCCCACCUGCUGCUGUUGCUCAGACAACACAAGCACGUGACCAUAGGAUAGGCUACUUUCGCCUGCCACCAAAAUGGGAAAAGUGCUACUGAAGGUCUGUUUUUUCCUCUUCAUCAUUUUCAAAGGUAACAUGUGUCGCUGUUUACCUCAUUAAUAUAGCUGUUAUUUUUAAAAAACAGUUUUAAUUUUAGCUGUUCGAACUGUUGUAAACAUUUCUUAAGUAGCUGAAAAGCAUUUUGCAAGUGAUGAAGCUGAUAAAAGAGAUAACAAAUUUAAUCUGUCUAUACAAACAAAAACUGUGGGUGAGAAGUUUAAGGUCAUGCCCAAAAUUUCUUGUUUUCACUGAAAGCUCGUACAUAUAUUGAUAAAAACCGCUGACAGGGUUUGAACCAUUGAUUUUUACAUUAAAAUGUUUUUCUUUGAAACUUUCUUUGAAAUGUCAAACUAUCAUAUGUUCACAGCAUUCAUGCCCUUCCAGACCUUUUUUUUUAUUGUAGCUGUAACUUUGUUGAAGUAAUGUGGAUACAUUUCAUUCCUUUCUAUGCGCCCUGGGACUGGCUUUGUUCUGUUAUGUGUGGGUUCAGACAAAGAUCAUAGCUUACAGCAGCACCCGCAGGUUGCCGGAUUACAUUCCCUUGUAGAUGUCAGCAUUUUUGGGAUCACUGCUUUUGUUAAUGGUACCUAAUGAAUUGUGAGUUGGUUUAACAGAGAAACAGGUCUGCAGGUGUCAUUUUCUCAAAAACCACCAGAAUUUUGUCCUAUUUGUAAAGCAAAGCAGGUGCAGUUAUAACUCCUGCAUUACAUCAGAACUAUGAAAAAACAGCAGUGUUUAAAAUGAAGGGCAUAUUUAUAGACUAUAACUGAUUGACACCUCGAAAGGCUUUUAUUUAAACAGCUAGAUUUUUUUAUAUGUAAUAAAGUGUGAACUUCACUGCUUGGUCAGUUAGUCUUGGUUUCAAAUGCAUUACACAUAGGUUCAGUCAGUGGUUUCAAAGCACAGCAUUGCAGAGCUAAACAGAUGAAGCUCCAUUGCAGGAUUUAUCAACCUAAAACAAUAAUGACAACAAAAAAAUAAACAUAUGUUUGUUUAUUUAGUUGUUUUACUGUUGAAUGAAGUGCUCUUGUGUGGUUACAAACUGCAUGUUGAGCCAUGUUUGCCUGGAUUUGCAUGUGUUUGUCCACUUAAGUAGUAAUGUUAAUGUGGUUGACACACAGAAAAUGAGUACAGCAGAGAGCAGUUGUAGGUUACCUAGAUAAGGUUGUGGUUCUCUACUGGUAAGCAUGUGGGCUUGGUACUGACUGCUAACCAGUUAUAUUACCUUGUUUUAAAUAAUAAAAUAUACAGCUUUUUGCAUAUCAGACAUACC